AGCAGGCGGGCUCAAGAUGAGCCUGCGUGCUCGCCUGUUCCAAACCUAGCGAUGUCGCGUGGCGGCUCCCAGUCUGCCAGAGGCGUCCCCGGGGAGGCCGCACGCCGCCCGGCCGAGGCCAUUGUUCAAGCGGUGGGCGGGCACGCGCCAAACUACACCAUCUAUGGCACCCAGCACCACAACUAUCCGACGAAGGACAAGGCUGCCGUGGCCUCGGUGCCCGAGCGGGCGGAGUGGGCCCGCCAGCCCAGGCACAGGACGCGGACCGAGCUCCUCGAGGCGCGCCGGCUGGAGAGGUAUCCAGACAUUUCUGCCGACAUAGAUGGCGACGGCGCUGUGGGCUCGACUGACUACUUCAUAGCGAAGCAGUUCAGCAACGGGCCCUGUGAGGACAAGCUGCGCCUCAGCACGGGCGAGAGGAGGAACGUUGUCGAGGCUCUCGAGGGCGGCCUGCUCGACAAGUACUCGUUCGGGCACGAUCAGGUGGGCUCGCAGCGGCCCUUCGCCGUCCAGCAGCGAAGGGGCAUGAUCGUCACGGCGGCCGCCUCGAUGGGUGCGACGUCGUGGACGAUCGGACCAAGAGGGAGCCAGUGAGCGACUUCGUUCGCAAGGCGAAGCGCUACCUGGACUGGGUGGGGGCCUCCGGCUACGAGCCUGGGGACCUCACGGCGGCUGCCGAAUGGCGGGCCAGAGCCGGGCACCUCGUGAGGACAGCCCCGUGCGCGUGGCAAUUGGGCAUCGAGGGCAAGGAUCCGAUAUUCGGGCGCCGCCGCGCGUCCGUUUCGUUUCCUCUCUCUUCGGUCUUCUAUCUAUCUGGG
Molecule: messenger RNA, 818 nt
Organism: Prorocentrum cordatum
Lineage: Eukaryota; Dinophyceae; Prorocentrales; Prorocentraceae
Source: the annotation of a GenBank genome assembly